Molecule: messenger RNA, 874 nt
Organism: Zea mays
Lineage: Eukaryota; Viridiplantae; Streptophyta; Magnoliopsida; Poales; Poaceae
Product: actin-depolymerizing factor 6
Biological process (GO): actin filament depolymerization
Cellular component (GO): actin cytoskeleton
Molecular function (GO): actin binding
Source: RefSeq, marked provisional
ACCACACCAAAACCCGCAUCCAUAAACAAGAAAAAGAAAAGAAAACCCCCGCUGCCAGCGACAGAAGAAGAAGGGGUCCCUUCUCCUUGGUUGCGUUGCGCCUCCCUCCUGUCUGCGUGCGUGCAAUCGACGCAGAGGCGCGGGCGCUCGCACCACCACGACCACGACCCGAUGGCUUUCAUGCGCUCCCGCUCAAAUGCAUCUUCUGGCAUGGGAGUUGCUCCUAACAUUAGGGAGACAUUCGUCGAGCUUCAAAUGAAGAAGGCAUUCCGAUAUGUUAUCUUCAAAAUCGAAGAGAAGCAAAAGCAGGUGGUUGUGGAGAAGACAGGGGCUACUACUGAAAGCUAUGAUGACUUUUUGGCCUCUCUCCCAGAGAAUGACUGCCGAUAUGCGCUGUAUGAUUUUGAUUUUGUUACUGGGGAGAAUGUGCAGAAAAGCAAGAUUUUCUUCAUUGCCUGGUCCCCAUCGACAUCCCGCAUACGUGCUAAGAUGCUGUACUCCACGUCGAAGGACCGCAUCAAGUACGAGCUUGACGGGUUCCACUACGAAAUCCAGGCGACCGACCCAUCGGAGGUGGACAUCGAGGUUCUCCGGGAGCGGGCUCACUGAAGCUGGUUCUCCUUUUGAAGGGACCUGUGGAGGGCCGUGAACCUUCAGCCAGAUGCAAAUUCAAUUAUCAACGAUGAAGCUCCCGCCGUGGUGUUUGUUAAUAAGUUCCUGUAAGCAUAUCAUUUAGUCGCUAUGCAUGACACUAGCUGAAGCGCUAUCUAAGCUCUAUUGGUAUGAGGUUUGGUUGCCGUGUUGCCGAGCCUGUAAACGAAGCAAGAUUUGCAAACUUGUUAUAUUGUGGUAUUGAUGAUACUGGAUUACUGGC